Kickxella alabastrina is the source of this 1179-nucleotide messenger RNA. RefSeq lists its product as uncharacterized. Lineage: Eukaryota; Fungi; Kickxellomycota; Kickxellomycetes; Kickxellales; Kickxellaceae. Gene Ontology annotation, cellular component: endoplasmic reticulum. The coding region runs from base 1 to 1179 and encodes 392 amino acids. Gene Ontology annotation, biological process: fatty acid elongation. The record is from RefSeq and is a predicted model, not a curated record. Gene Ontology annotation, molecular function: oxidoreductase activity. The transcript has 3 exons.
AUGUCUCCUCCUGCAGCAGCUUCCAAGGCAAUGUUCAAGUUUGGCUCACUGGCUUUCACCCGCGAUGCCGCCCCACUCCUGGGCGUAACCCUUGCCGGAUGCACCUACGGCAUUUACGUGAUGUUCACCUGUGUACAUGCCGUAGAGGACCAUGGAUCCAAUGAGUGUUACGAGGGGGACAGCAUCUUGGGUGACUGGAACACCGGCGAUUCUGAAAAAGAUACGAUAUUUUCGUACAUUGGAAUUGCCGUGGUGGCGUACUAUGCGUCGCUCAUAGUGACGUUCGCCUAUGAUGUCUUUGUGCGCCCUGGAGUCAAGCUGAGCAAGUUCGGAGCUGGUCAGGGAUUCUGGGCCAUCGUCACCGGGUGCACCGAUGGACUGGGUCGCGAAACGGCGCUAGAGCUGGCGCGCAAGGGGUUCAAUAUCCUUUUGGUUUCACGGUCCCAGGAUAAGCUGGAUCUGAUGGCAACAGAGGUGCGCGCAUUGGGCGUCGAGGCUCGUGUGCUGGCUGUUGACUUUGCUAAAGUGUCGGUUGAGCAGUGGGCGGAGAUCCAGCGGCAGGUGGACGAUGUGCGUGUGGGUGUUCUGGUUAACAAUGUGGGCGUGAGCUACGAUUACCCGAUGUUCCUGGAGGAGGUGAGCGAGGAGACUGUGGAUGCGCUGGUCGACAUUAAUAUGCGGGCUAUGGUCAAGAUGACCCGCACUGUGUUGCCGCAGAUGAAGGAGCGCAAGUCGGGGCUUAUUCUGAACAACGGCUCGUUUGCUGCCCUGCUGCCUUCGCCUUUCUUGUCCGUGUACUCGGGCUCCAAGGGAUUCGUCAAGUACUUUAGCCAGUCGGUCGCGUCCGAGGUCGCCAAGGAUGGCAUCAUUGUUGAGCACUUGCAGACCUACUUUGUCUGCUCCAAGAUGUCCAAGACCAAGAAGCCCAACUUUUUCAUCCCGCUGCCCAAGCCCUACAUUAAGACUGUUUUGAACAAGAUUGGCGUGCAGGGUGGGUCGUCCGAGCCCUACACUUCGGUGCCGUUCUUCUCACAUGCGUUGAUGGCAUUUUUGGCUGAGCGGUUCGUGCCUAAGCAGGCUGCUAUUGACUACAACUUCAACUUGCUCAACGGCCUGCGCAAGAGGGCGCUUAAGAAGAUCCAGAGAGAGCAGGAGGCUGACAAGACAAAGACUGCUUAA